ACGCCGACACCGCGCCGGAACCGUGUCAAAUUCACCAUGAGGGCCGCUGCGAGACUUCUUGCGAACGUCCGCUCAAACCGCAAAUUCCUCGAGGCUGGCGCCCCCACUGGCCUUACAGGCCUCAAAACCCACCCUUCGCCGCGCUCAGCUCUGCUAUUCGCCUACAAUGCUACUCUCGACAAGCUAAAGCAGAUUCCCGAAUCCUCCGUGUAUCGCCAGUCCACAGAAGCCCUCACCCGCCACCGGCUCAAGGUCAUUGAGGAGUCCAAGCCCGAUGGUUGGGACGAUUGGUUGAAUAGGGUCUCGUUGCAAGCUGCGGAUGACCCCGGUGCUUUCAAUGUUGUAAAGACUGCUUCAGGCUCGCUGAUUGUUGGGCCAAGCAUCGUGAAGUUGGAUCCCAGGGAGAAGAAGGCAUCGUGGGAUGGAGAAAAGAUGCCGGCUUUUCCUGAAGGUGUUCGCACCAUGAAGGAGCGAAGACCCUGGAUUAAAGCUAUGAAGGGAGAUGCCAACUAUUCCCCUGAAAGAGUUGUAGCACCAGUGAAGAUGGAGCUAGAACCGCAGUUUACUGAGGAAGCGAUAUCGGAAAUCGAGAACAAAAUCGGUGCUGGACUGAUUGAGGAGGUUAUUGCGGUCGCUGAACACGAGCUUCAACUUGUGGAUGAGAUGGUCAAGUCCAAGGUAUGGGAACCACUAGAGGAGCAGGCUCCCGAAGGCCAAUGGUCGUACCAUGAAAGAGCAACUCAUACCCCAACGACGCAGAAGCCUUAG
This is a messenger RNA of Periconia digitata, 768 nucleotides long. NCBI's taxonomy places the organism in Eukaryota, Fungi, Ascomycota, Dothideomycetes, Pleosporales, Periconiaceae. The record is from the annotation of a GenBank genome assembly.